AUGAUGGGUCUUGAAGGUAUAGGAGAGCUUCAAAACUUGCUCUUCUUCUUACUCCUUUGCCUCACAUUAUUGGCUGAACUAUUGGAGAUUACUGCAGCUUCUGCACAGGGACUGGAUGGCGAAGGUGACAUAGUGUGCCCAUCUGUGUGUCGCUGUGAUGACGACUUUAUUUACUGCAAUGACCGUGGAUUGAGCGCAAUCCCACCUCUACCACCAUCUGCAACUGUACUUUAUCUUCAGAACAAUCACAUUGACAAUGCAGGGCUUCCUAGGUCCUUGGAACAUCACAUGACUGUGCGUGUCAUAUACCUCUAUGAUAAUGAGGUUGAUGAAUUUCCCAUGCAUUUGCCACCUUCAUUAAGAGAGCUUCACCUCCAGGACAACAAUAUUAGAGUGUUGCCAAGGACUGCACUUGCUAGACUUCCACUACUUGAAAAGUUGCAUCUGGACGACAACUCUGUUUCUACAGUGAGUAUUGAGGACCAGGCCUUUGCGGACAACCCUCAGUUACGUCUCCUCUUACUUUCCAGAAAUCACCUCUCUAGCAUCCCAUCUGGUCUUCCUGCCUCACUUGAAGAGCUCCAUUUAGAUGACAACCGAAUCUCUACUAUUCCUACUCAUGCCUUCCGAGGUUUGUCAUCUUUACGUCGUCUGGUCUUAGAUGGUAAUCUUUUAGCUAAUCAACGCAUAGCUGAUGACACCUUCUCACACUUGUCAAACUUAACAGAACUCUCCCUGGUCUGUAAUUCACUUCAAGCACCCCCACUUAACUUGCCCAGUGCCCACCUGCAGAGACUCUCCCUUCAGGACAAUAACCUGAUACACAUGCCUCGGGGCUCACUUGAUGGAAUGCGCAGACUGCAGUGUCUAGAUCUCUCUGGGAACAAUCUGACUACUCUUCCCAGAGGAUUGUUCAGGGACUUGGAGAGCCUGGGGCAGCUGCUUGUGCGAGGAAACCCAUGGCAUUGUGGGUGCAACUUGCAUUGGCUACAUGACUGGCUGGAAGCAAAGGGGAAUACAAUAACAGUGAGAGACUUUAUCUGCCAGACACCAGAGCGAGUCCGAGACAUGGCGCUUAGAGAUCUCACAAAUCAGAUGGAUGAAUGUGAGUUGGCUGCUGCUGGUGGUGGAGGAGUAGGUACAGUGGUUGGCAGUGGUGGUAACAUAGUGAGUGGCGGAGCAGCAGGAGUCAUUUCUACCACUCUAUCUCCCCCUCAAGGGUCCCUAUUUACACUCAGGUCCAAGCGACCAGGCAUCGGUCUCCCAGAAACAGGAUUGGACUACACAUUAAGCAGCACCGGUGUGGGUAAAAACCUGGCCCUGAAUGAGAAACCCCUAUCCCAUGACAGCAUCCGUGUUACUUGGAGCGUAGUGCAAACAUCUCCUUCCUUUCGAUUAAGCUGGCUUCGCCUAGGAACAAGCUAUGCCAUGGGGUCCAUCACAGAAACCUUGGUUAGAGGUGAUCGGCGGGAGUAUCUUCUUACUUCCCUGCAGCCUGCUUCCAGCUACACCAUCUGCAUGGUGCCUCUAGUAUCUAACAGUGGAAGCAGGAGUAGUUUGUCUGGGGAGGACACAGAAUCAAAUGAGGUUCCAGUUUGUGCUAGAACAGAAACUUCUGAUCCUAGCCACCCUGACGAUGGUGAAGAUGAGAGCUCUGAUCAAUUGACUUCUCUUCCUCUCGCAGGAAUGAUUGGAGGUGCUACGGCAAUAGUUUCCCUCGCUCUUAUCAUUGCAAUUUUCUGCUGGUAUGGGCACCGUGCAGGAUAUUUCACAUCACAAGACCAUUACAGCCAUUGUAGCUCUCGCAAGAGCAAACACUACAAUGACUACAUUGAGUCAGGCACAAAGAAAGACAAUACUAUCUUAGAGAUCAGAGGUCCAGGAUUUCAGAUGACACCAAUGGCAACAAGGCAGCCCCUUCAAACGAAACCAGUGAGGGAGGAUUACAUUAUACACACCAUCUUCCCCUCGAAUGGCACUGGUCUAUACAAGCCAUCUCAAAACAUGACCAACUCUGGCUAUGGUACCAACCGUGGCUAUAGACAAAGAGGCAUUCCAGAUAUAGAUUAUUCCUACACAUGA
This is a messenger RNA of Carassius carassius (crucian carp), 2082 nucleotides long. Its product is annotated as leucine-rich repeat transmembrane protein FLRT1-like. The transcript has a single exon. Gene Ontology annotation, molecular function: protein binding. The record is from RefSeq and is a predicted model, not a curated record. The coding region runs from base 1 to 2082 and encodes 693 amino acids. Lineage: Eukaryota; Metazoa; Chordata; Actinopteri; Cypriniformes; Cyprinidae.